Saprolegnia parasitica CBS 223.65 is the source of this 1071-nucleotide messenger RNA. RefSeq lists its product as hypothetical. The transcript is spliced from 4 exons. Lineage: Eukaryota; Oomycota; Saprolegniomycetes; Saprolegniales; Saprolegniaceae. Gene Ontology annotation, molecular function: hydrolase activity. The record is from RefSeq and is a predicted model, not a curated record. The coding region runs from base 1 to 1071 and encodes 356 amino acids.
AUGGAGUGGCGUGCGUCGCUGCCAAUGAUGCCGCCGCAGACGCCGCUGCGACUCGGGCUGCGCUUUCUCGGCAUGGCGCUGUCGACUCUGGUUCAGUACUGCCUCGGCCGCUACACGCCGCCCGUCGACGGCUGGUCGCUCCGCACCGCGCUCUCGGUGCAGUACCUCAACCUCAUCCUUGAGAACGAGCGCAUGGCGGCGCGGCGCAUGGCGGUGCUUUCGUCCAGGGUGGCCAACCUCGGCAUCCGAGAUAGCAUCGCUGACGUCUCUGGUCCUGGCUUUCAAGGCCUCUGGCUCGGCGACGCCCCAGAUGCCAGCAGCACCGACCCAAUCCUGCUCUACAUGCACGGUGGCGGCUACACCACCUGCGACGCACGGACGUACCUCUCUGGUCUCGCCGAGUUGCGCACGGCGCUGGCUACAACCCAUGGCAUCGAUCUGCGCGUGCUUGCGCUUGAGUACACGCUGGCACCCGAGGCGCGGUUUCCAACCCAGAUCCACGAAGCCCAAGCCGCGUACGAGUACCUUGUGACGACCUUUCCAUCGCGACAUGUUUUUUGUUUGGGGACUCGGCCGGCGGCAACCUUGCCUUGGCCCUUUUGCAAACGCUGCGUGCCCGAGUGGAUGGUAGCGACACCGCUUCGAUCGCCCACCGGCGCUGUGCUCGUGUCGCCGUGGUGCAACGCCGACGUCACCGCGCUGGCGCCGUCGUAUGCCAAGUACAAAGCCGUCGACGUCAUCCACGCCCACCACCUGCGCCUCCACGUGGAUGCGUACCUCCCGACGGACGCGCCGGCGGCACUGCUGCAGGAUCCGCUCGUGUCGCCGAUUCAUGGCGACUUUACCGGCAUGUGUCCGAUGCUACUGCAUUACGGCGGGAAGGAAGCGUUUAGCGACGACUGCAAGCGCCUCGAAGAGAUCUUGUGGCGCCAAAACGUGCUGCUCACGGUUCAAGUCGAGCCCCUCGCCCCCCACAUCACCCCUGUCUUGGGCUUCUUCUUCAACGAGAUGGCGGCGCGCGGCGUUGCGGCCAUCGCAGCCUUUAUUGCUGCCACCGCCUCGACGACGUAG